GGAGGAAGGUUACAUUCGUAUUGUAAUUUUAGAAUGUCAGGAAAACAUUAGCAUUCAGUAUAGAAAAACAGUGUUUUUGUAGAUCAACAUUAAACAAACAAAUGGGUUUUUAUUAGCUAGAAUAUGAUUAUGUUUCGCAGCCUAAAACAUGAUCAUUACAGAGGAAAAUGCUGCUUCCUGCACAUUUUCAUGCAUUUAGAAUUUGGUCUGUGUCUAACUGUAAGCCAACUGUACAAUUUAUGCUAAUAAAAAUACAUUCAUAAAAUAUAAUUAACUAGCUUUUGCAGUUACCUACGUUACUGCCCACUCCUUCUUUCAGACAGAGUAGGAAAGGCUAGCAAAACAAGUAAAAAAGAUUUGAGUUUAAAAAAAAUCCCAGUGUGUUCAGUUAAAUCGUGUACAGAUUUAGACACUCUAUUUGAUGACUAACAGGAUGUUUAAAAAAAAAAACAUUACAAAAGGAGCAGAAAUAAUGUGCUUCUCUCAGGCAAAGGAGAUUGCGCCAAAAAUACAUGAGACCAAGCUAUUUGGUGGCUUGUGUGAUUUUAAUUUGUCUUAGCUCUGUCUGAACUCUCUUACCCCUGUCAGCAGAACCAAACGUGUUGUGCUUUAACCAAGUGUCUGUUUAUAGAAAUAUAGCUUGAAGACAUCUUUCACUAGUCUCUCUUGAAAGGUACAGGAUGUGUAGGUCUGUUCAUCAUCCCAACAUGCUUUGCACAGAGCAGUCCUGGACUUUUCUCGUCUCCCUUGCGGAGGUCUUUUCUGUCACAUAGAACAUGUCCCUUAUACAUUUUCCCUCAAGCUCCUCUAGAAAGUACAUGUACAUGUAUUUUGAAGAUGUACAUUGUCUUCUUUGCAGUAAAUAGUCAACAAAAAGGAAAAUGUAUAGGAAAAUAUGGAAAGACAUUCCUGUAUGUAAAAGACAAUGAAUAGGCUCACGCUACAGUUUCUCUUGAGACCAGUCUAGAUAGUUUUCAUGUGUAAAAUAUUAUGCAUCAUGUACUUAUCUGUCCUCACUGGUAGCUUAAUCUAAACAUACACUUACAUAAUCACUCGUUACCUACAGUAUGUACCUGAGGUUCUGAUCUACUGUAUACUAAAGCUGUCGGUAGAGAAAAACUAACUCAUUGUAGCAUAUAUCUGCGGGCAGCAUGGAUGACAUCAUGGCACUUCUCCCAUGGAAAUAUACUGCCUCUGAAACAGUUCAUUAUUCCUCCUGUUCACUGUGACUGGGUCUUUCUCUUUCCUGGCACGCUUGGCAUGUUCAGUGAUAUGUAAAGGCUCUAAGUGUCUGAUGGAAGUCACUUCUUAUCUCCAGUGAGGGGCUGGGGAUGGGUCCACCUGAUGAGCUCUGCUGGUGGGGAACGGUGGAAUGGCUCUGAGGCUGCCUCCUCUCCACCUCUCUGCAUGACUUACCCCUCUGUUACGGAUCAGAGAAGACAAAACUUGAAGCAGAACAAAAAGAGCUGCUAUGAAAAUAACAUGAGGCUUAAUCAAUUCACUGAAAGUUGGCAGAAUGGAUUUCCAUUGCCAGUUUAUUUCACUCACUGAGAUUGACUGGAAAUACACCAACCCCUCAGCACCUCCCUGCCCUUUAAGAGUAGUCGGACUUGUUGAUUGGACAUUUACUCAAGCCACGAAGAGAGACCUGUAUGAAAUGAAUUCAGGCUGUCUCCAUGAUCAAGAAUCCUCGGAGAGUGUUGUGUUUCUGAAGGAUCUCCUCGCGUUUCAGGCUUCCGUGGCGGUAGGAAUGCGGUAGACGUGGUUCUUUAGGGCAGGUGUGGGUUACACAUGGGGUAGACAGCACUGCAGUGAUGCAUGUCUGCCACGCCUGGCCUCCGCACAUCCCCAGCUUUCAGGGAUACCAGAGUCAGCCUGGCGCCGCUGCUCUCCAGCUGGGCAAAAGAGGACAAGGGAGAGGAGCGAGAGGAGCGAGAGCUCUCCGAGCCUCGGGUGUCUCUUGCGAUGUCUGCUUUUAGCAUUUAAAAUCACCACUGACCCCAUUCAAAACCCCUGGACGACACAUCACAUGGGACUGUUUUCUCUCUGAAAUUAACUGUCAUCAUUUCAAAUGAGCAGCACUUUCCUAGAAUCCACCAGCUCACGCUGUGAGGGGUAAUUUAAGACUGUAGAAGGGUAGAGAUACCUAAAGCAUUACAUAUAGGACUGAAUGUGUGUGGUUUUGGCAUAUAAAGAUGGGUCAUGACAGCUGUAGUGGCAGAGUGGACAGUGAGCUAUGAUGGAAUCUGUGAUGAUGAAACUGCAGUGACCUGAUUUAUUAGUAGAGUGGCCUGUAGAAGAUGGUGGCCUACAGGAAGUAUUUACAUGUAGAUUUCGCAAACUUGACAUGGACGGUAUGAAGGCCUCACCCUCUAAAAAAAGGGGGCGGGGUGUCUGAAAUAAAAUCAGCUUGUCACCGUCUGCUCCUUGGACAGAGGUGAUCACGUACUGCUGGAGCGGGACUCCAACACCAAAAGGGAUUUGACUUGUGGUGAGGAAAGACGUCCUACGGGCCAGGGGUUUUAGUGGCCUUCCUGUGGGAUUCUAUCGUCUGAGUUAUAUUUUUCUAUUCUUCACCGACCUGCUGCUGGCAGCGCAGGUGUAACUACCAGGGUAGGACUUCUUGAGGAAGCUGUGAACCCAGAGGAACAGGAUUCACUCUGAAGACUCAGAUCCCACUGACAAGACCCACUGGCGCCGGGAAUCCACUGACACCAGGAGCCACUGACACCAGAUCCCACUGAUCGUACCCAUGGCCAUGUACCAGCAGGCAGCUGUCUCCAAUCAGCAGGACAACACCUUCUCCAGUGGGGUCAUGGAGGAGUCUGAGGUCUGCUCUGUGCCUGGGGGGCUCGCCAGCGUCAGGGCACAAUUCGAGAACCAGGAAACUGCACCAUCGCACAAUGUCUCCCAGUUCCACUUCCACCGCAGAGCUGUGCAGGAAGUGCAAUUGAACUCUGAGGUGACAAUGAGGAGCAGUUCCAGAGAAGUCAUCCCAGCCUCUCAGCAGGCUGUUUUCCACCAGGAUGAACAGGUCACACAUGAAGAAAACAACUUUACCUCCGUUUAUGACAACAAGCAUAAUGAUGAAAGAGAGGAGGAAGGUCCUAGAUUUACAACCAAGGAAUUAAGAGAUCACUUUGAGAGAACCAUUGAAGAAGCUGCCCCAAGCAAGCCAAUGAAGAUUGGCCGAGCUGACAUCAAUAGGUCUCAUUGGGCUUCAAAUAUACCCGAAAAACAAGCCUCAACAAGUGAGAUACAAAAUGUAUCAUGUGCGAUACAGAAUUUCUCAUCAAGUGAGAUACAUAAUGUCUCAUCAAGUGAUAUAUGGAAAAAUGCUGCUACUGAAGUGAUAGAGGACACAUCUGCUAUUGCAGUUGACUACGAGGACACCGAAUAUUUCCCUCCACCACCUCCAGAAGAUUUAGAGUACUUCCCACCUCCACCCCCAGACUUACUGCAGGUCCCAUCAGAAAGUCCAGAUAUGUCAGUAGAGUGCUACUUAUCACCUGAGCCCCCGGAAUCAGCUUACCCUUCUAAACGUCCACUCAGUAGACAAGAAUACUUCAGGCAGAGAAACCAGUAUGAGUUAAAGCGCCUUUACAAGCAUAUCCAUCCUGAGGUGCGUAAAAACCUAGAGAUGUAUAGUGAUGUGGCUGAGUAUGAAAACACCCAACAAGAGAGUCAGGAGGAGUUCACAGGGGAGACCAGGUAUAUAUACGAGGAUAACGGUAGCAGCCCCAACGACUGUAUUAGCCCAGAAGAAGAAUACCUGGAAUGGGACGAGAUCCUCAGAGGGGAGGUCCAAUCAAUGCGCUGGAUGUUUGAGAACAAACCUCUGGAUGCCAUCAAAGACGACGCCUCAAAUGAGGAUGACGCCCAAAACAUGGAACAGGAGAUGAUUGUUGGGAGUGAUGUAAGAAGCAAAGCAUGGAUGUUUGAGACCAAGCCCAUGGAUGCUUUGGGAUCAGACAACAUAGCUUCAACUAAAUAUAGACACAAGUUCAAUACGUUGGACAAAGGAGAUGUCCGUGCUGCAGCCUGGUUGUUUGAAAACCAACCCAUGGAGACCCUGAACAAACUGCAUGGCGAUGAAGAGCUAACCAAAGAGAUAGUGUUUACCCAGGAAGAUGGCAGCUCUACCAUACACAUGCUUGAAUCUCAGUACAUGGAAACUUUAGGCCGUACUGAGACCAUUGAUGACAGUCACCUCCUGAGUCUGAGAUCAGUGCUUGAGGAAAUAAAGGGAGAAGUGAAGACAAUCACAAGCACAUUUGAGACUCGGUUUAUGUGCGUCCUCAUGGGACAGUCAGGCCAGAUGUUGGAGAUAACAUCUAUACGCAAAGUGGAGACUGAGAAGGUGGACACUAAAACAUCGACCUGGCUUUUUGAUACCCAAGCCCUGGACAUGACUAAUAAACCCGCUGCCCCAGUGAAACUUGUGUGUAGCCUGUCCAUGGAAGACAACUACAAAGGAGAUGUUCACCGGAGUAGAUGGUUGUUUGAGACAAAGACCUUAGACUCCGUUAAUGAAGAUGAAUGGGAGAGCUCAACCCUGCAAAAGGAAGAGAUAAUUGGAGCCGAUGUUCGAAAGCAUUGCUUAGCGUUUGAAACUCAGCCAAUGAAUUCUCUGAAAGAUGAUGCAAAUGCUAGACCCCCGACUAUCGGUGGUAAUGUUAGAUCUGCAAGACACUUCUUUGAAACUAGUCCCGAGUCAGCUUUGAAGGACCUCAAUGAGGUAGGGAGCCUCAGAAAGUUAGUGGCAGCUGAAGAACAGAAGGGUGAUAUAAGACACCAAAAAUGGAUGUUUGAGAAUGAACGACUAGAGAACAUAAGAGACGAGAAGAAGGAGAUUAUUCGUACUGUGAACUUCGACAAUCUCACUGAAGAUCAAGGUACAAGCUACAAUGCAGAUGUCCGUAAGAAUUGCAUGGUAUUUGAGACCCAGGCAAUGGAUACUUUGAAAGAUGAUUCAAAUGCUAGAGCCUUGUCCAAGGCGGAAAUUGUCAGAGGUAAUGUCAGAUCAGCAAGACAUUACUUUGAAACCACUCCAGCUGACAAUGUAAAAGACCUUGCUGAGGUUGGGAAACUACAAAAAAUGGUGAGACUUGAUGAAGAGAAGGGGGAUGUGAGGCACCAGAAAUGGGUUUUCGAAAGUCAACCCCUGGAGCACAUUCAAGAGGAAAAGAAGGAAGUUAUUCGAACCAUUAACCUGGACGAAAUCGAUAAAGUGGAUGUCUCAAACUACAAGCAAAUAUUUGAAACCACAGACUUAACCAGAUGGGAUGAAUCUCAAAAGAUACUCGUGGAGGGUGUAACAUGUGGCUCUGUGAAAUCUAACAAACAUCUGUUUGAGUCUACACCAAUGUACGCCAUGCAAGACAGCUCUGGCCAUUACCAUGAGGUGAAAACAGUGCAUCGGGAAGAGGUUGUCAAGGGAGACGUAACAAGCUGCAAAUGGAUGUUUGAAACAUGCCCCAUUGACCAGUUUGAUGAAAGUAUCACUAAUUAUGAAGUUAUUAAGGGAAUAUCCAAAGAAGAAGUUGAGUCUGGUGACGUUAAAACUGCCAAGUGGCUGUUUGAAACACAGCCUCUUGAUGCAAUUAAAUACUUCAGCAAUAUUGAAGAUGAGGAAAGUACAACUAAGGAAAGUGUUGAGAUAGUAAAAGGUGAUGUUAAAACCGGUAAGUGGUUAUUCGAGACUAAACUAAUGAAUGUCCCAUAUGAGAAGGAGGAGUUGAAGAGUGAAAAUGAGAGUGAGGAGAUACGCAAAGGAGAUGUAAAAAUAUGCACAUGGUUGUUUGAGACACAGGCACUUGACACUAUCCGAGAUGAAACGGAAACUGUUCUACAAACAUGCACUGUGAAUCAAGAAGAUGUCCAGGGCAAAGAUGUACGAAUGGCUCGUUUUUUAUUUGAGACGGAGAAUCUUGAGAACAUCACAGGGGAGGAUGAGAGCUUUAAGAGGGUUACAGAGAUUGACAUUCAGUCAGGAGAUGUCAAUAGAAUGAAGUAUAUCUUUGAGAAUCAGUCCUCUGAUAUCGUGACCUCAACGUCUGAGGAGUUCAUGCAAAGGCUCAAAACUACACAAUCAGAGAACAUCCAGAAAGGAAAUGUGGUGAACUGCAAAUGGCUCUUUGAGAACCAGUCCAUAGAUGCCAUACGUGAUAUCCAAGAAGAGACUCUGGACACCCGCACUGUGACUGAUGUACAAGGAGGUAAUGUGGACAAAGGUCGUUUUAUUUUUGAGAGGUACUCCUUAGACAAAAUCCAGGAGGCUUCCUCAGAAAUAGAUAUUACAAAGUUGCAGAAAAUAACUUGUGAGGAGGAAGAGAAAGGGGAUGUGAGGAACUACACCAUGAUGUUUGAAACUCAGCCUCUUUAUGCCAUUCAAGACAAAGAGGGCCAUUAUCAUGAGGUCACCACUGUCACAAGCGAGGAGAUAUUGAAGGGUGAUGUGAUCGGGUCCCGGUGGCUGUUUGAAACCAAGCCUCUUGAUUCUAUCAGGGAUACAGAUGAGGUCUAUAUCAUCAAAUCUGUCACACAGGAGGAUGUUCAGAAAGGAGAUGUUACUUCAGCCAAGUGGAGAUUUGAAACACAGCCACUUGAUACGAUUGCAGAGGAUAUAAAAAUGUUAGUUAAAACUGUUGAAGAUAUUCAAGGAGGAGAUGUUAGAAUGAAUAAACAGCGUUUUGAAUCUGAUGAGCUGUCACAGAAGUCUGUGCGAACAGUUAAUGUGAGUGAAAUCCAGAAAGGUGAUGUCAGGACAGCAAAAUGGAUGUUCGAAACUCAAACAAUGGAUAAAAUACGUAGCCAGAGCGAAGAAAAUUUAAUAGAAACAGUCAUGAAAGAGGAGGUGUUAAGGGGAGAUGUUAGACAAUCAGUGUGGCUCUUUGAACAGAAUCCCCUUGACCAUAUAAAGGAGAUAGAUGAGGAAGAUACAGUAGUUAUUCAAGAGGAAAUCCCCAAAGCCGAUGUAAAGACAACAACAUGGCUGUUUGAAACAACUCCGUUCCAUGACUUUAAUGAGAACAGUGUUGAGAAGUCAGAAAUCCUGGGUAAAAGUAUCAAAGGAACCCUUGAAGAACUUUAUAGCCAGAAAAUCGUUAAUUCAAAAGGAGUACUCAUUGAAGCAGAUGAAAUUGGGGACGUUAGAAUGGCAAAAUACCAGCUAAUGAAUAAGGAUUCUCCAGAGAUCCAAAGAGAGGAAAUCAUCAGCGGGGAUCUGAGCAACAUUAUGAUGAAUCUUUUGAACCGUCGGAAAAGAAUUGAGAGGGGGGUAGUGGUAGAGUCAGAAGAGAAGGGUAAUAUCAGUACAACAGUGCAUCAACUGUUCAACCAAGAGAGGGGCAUCAGUGUGGAAAAGGAGGAAAUAUUAAGAGGUGACAUCCAGGAAGCUGUAAACAAUCUUCUCAAGGAGGGAGGAUCUGCUAAACGUGGUAUACUCCUUCAAGAGGAUGAGAAGGGAGAUGUGCAAAUGACUAUUUAUUCUCUUCUAAAUAAAGAAGAGGACAUCAGUGUUGAAAAAGAGGAUAUAAUCAAAGGCAAUAUAAGACAUGCACUCCAAAGACUAUCCAACCCAGAAAACCAAGAGCAGAUACGGAUAAAGGUGGAUGAGAACGAAAAGGGAAACGUGAACUUUUACUCCACAUGCAUUGAAUCUGGGGCGCUUGACUAUCUCAAACAACUCCAGGUAGAGCCAGAUGAGACUCCACCUGAAAAGGUAGAGAAAGAGGAGAUUAUUAGAGGAGAUAUAAAGGGGACAAAACUCAUUCUUGACAGUAAUCGAGCACAAAUUGAACGUACAGUAUAUGAAGAGGACAUAGUGCGCGGAGAUGUUCACAACUCAGUCAAGGUUUUCAUGACUGAACCCACACUCUCAUUGGAUGGCCUACAGAAAGAGGAAAUUGUGAGGGGCGAUUUGAAAGCCGCUAUGAACUCGCUGUCUCAGUCUGUAAAUCAGACAGUGGUUGUAGAGAAAGAGGAGGUGGUAAGAGGUAACAUACACAAAGCCCGAAGGCACCUUGAGUUGGCUCAAAGACGGCCCAAGGAGGUGGAAAAGCCAGAGAUUGUCCGCGGCAACAUCAAAGGGGCAUUGAGGUCCCUAGAGAAAUCUGCAACCUCUAAAGUUGAAGUUGUCAUCGAAGAUUUAGUACCUGGAGACAUCAAAGGUACCUUAAAAUCCCUGGAGCAGGCAAAGCAAACAGUCAGGGCGAUUGAGAAGGAAGAGAUUGUAAAGGGUAACAUUCAUACAGCAAAGCAGUGUUUACAAGAGGCUUCUAAUGACAGGAGGACAUGCCAACAGGAAAUGGAUGUUCAGGGAAAUGUGAGAGGCACUAUUGAGCUCUUAUUGGAACCACCAGCUUCUCCAAGAAUGACACGGAGACCCAGCUUCGAGGGUGAUGUGAAAAUGUCCAUUAAGUCACUCUACGAGACACAUGAGGUGCAGGAGGCAAGGGAGGAACAAACUCAACCAGAGAAAGAGGAGGUGAUAAAGGGUGAUGUUAAAGGCACAAUCAAAUCCUUGCUGGAAUCAGCUCAGCGUGCAGCUCCUAAAAUCAGAGUGGGAGCUAGAAGGGUCAAAGUUCCUGUGAGCUCUCCAUUGCGCUCACAGCAAGGAAGCCCUCUAUUACGUGCACAGCAAGGUAGCCCUGAAUGUUCUGUUGUAAACAAAACUGAGAGUGAGACACUUAAAAAUAGGUCUCAAAGCAUUGAAGCACAAAGAAACUUACGAAAGAUAAAGACGGCUAAUUCAGUCAAAACGGAGAGCUCAACUCCAGAGAAUCAAUCCCUCUCAACUCAAACCACAAUCAAUACAUCUGAAUCACAGACUACUCAACAAUCAACGGAAGUAAUACAACACACAACCAUCACUCAAAACCAUGGUAUUAAAACAUUGGAGACUAAGUUCUGUAACCUCAAUUCAAGUAGAACGGGUUUGAUCAGACUAGAUAAAACCAAAGUGAAAACAAAUGUUCGUACCCCAACACGGACAUUGUCUGAGUCUGAACUUUAUUUCCCUCCCCCACCUCCAUGUGAUGAUCAAUCAUCCCUAACCCCAGCCUCCUCUAUCAAUAGGCUGGAUUUGGACCUUCCUCCUCCCCCAACUCCUCCUCCCCCACCCCCUGUUGAGACUUAUAAUUUCCCUCCCCCACCACCACAGGAUUUCCUUCCACCCCCACCCUCACAGUAUGAACUGGACUCUAUGUCAUCCCAGACACCUCAUCAAUCACUAGCUAAAGCCACAAAAGUUACUGUCAAAAAGGUGAAAGGUCCUGCAUUGCACCAAGUGUCAAAACAUGAGCCAACCGGUCAGAUUCAGAAAAUUCAACAGGCAACCUCAGAGAAACAUACAACCAUAGCCAACAAAUCUGUGAUGGAAAUCAGCAAAACUCAAAUUGAAUCAACAUCAUUUUCAUCUCAAACAGUUUCGUCUGAAAUCCCAAAACCACCAGAAUCACCACGACAAUUAAAGAAAGUUUAUGUUGCCCCUAUAAGAUUUACACAUCCACCCUCUCCCCCUCCCUUCCUGAAAUCCACUCAAUUCAAAACUCCAUUAAUAAAGGCAGAGGAAAAGUACAGAAAACAGAAAGAGGAUAGUACAUCGCCUGCUACACUGAGUCCCAUUUUCAUGCAUGAGCCAGUAACUGCUGCCCUUGAAAUGCUCUCCUCUGAGGAGACCAGAAUGGAGCAAUCAAACAAGAGCAUGAUGUUUGGUUUCACUCAAGAGAAUGCUGAAAAGACUGUGACCAAUGUCAAGUCAGACACACUGUCAUCUGAUUUUUCCAAGCACACCCAAAUCUCAGAUACUCCUUCAAGCACAAAUUUGAUCUCUGCUGGGAAUGGGCAAAGUCUCCCUGAAUCUGCUGUUAUUUAUGCAAAUAUACAUCAUAUUGUUGCUAAUGAAACAUCCAAAGUCUCCUCCAUUCAGCACCAGACAUCUAUUUCCUCCACAAAGCAACAGACAGUUACUGCAGCUAAACAACAGGUAUCGUCAGCAUACACAGAGCAGUCACACUUUGCUGUAAGUAGCUCUCAAGUCCAGAUCUCGAACAGUGAUGCUAAAAAGGUUGAAAAUGUGAAUAAAGAUGUCAGGAAAGAUGUCAAAAACCUCAAAACCAACUCUCAAGUCCAGAUCUCGACAAGUGACGAUAAAAAGGUUGAAAAUGUGAAUAAAGAUGUCAGGAAAGAUGUCAAAAACCUCAAAACCAACUCUCAAGUCCAGAUCUCGACAAGUGACGAUAAAAAGGUUGAAAAUGUGAAUAAAGAUGUCAGGAAAGAUGUCAAAAACCUCAAAACCAACUCUCAAGUCCAGAUCUCGACAAGUGACGAUAAAAAGGUUGAAAAUGUGAAUAAAGAUGUCAAGAAAGAUGUCAAAAACCUCAAAACCAACUCUCAAGUCCAGAUCUCGACAAGUGAGGAUAAAAAGGUUGAAAAUAUGAAUAAAGAUGUCAGGAAAGAUGUCAAAAACCUCAAAACCAACUCUCAAGUCCAGAUCUCGACCAGUGACGAUAAAAAGGUUGAAAAUAUGAAUAAAGAUGUCAGGAAAGAUGUCAAAAACCUCAAAACCAACUCUCAAGUCCAGAUCUCGACAAGUGACGAUAAAAAGGUUGAAAAUAUGAAUAAAGAUGUCAGGAAAGAUGUCAAAAACCUCAAAACCAACUCUCAAGUCCAGAUCUCGACAAGUGACGAUAAAAAGGUUGAAAAUAUGAAUAAAGAUGUCAGGAAAGAUGUCAAAAACCUCAAAACCAACUCUCAAGUCCAGAUCUCGACAAGUGACGAUAAAAAGGUUGAAAAUGUGAAUAAAGAUGUCAGGAAAGAUAUCAAAAACCUCAAAACCAACUCUCAAGUCCAGAUCUCGACCAGUGAUACUAAAAAGGUUGAAAAUGUGAAUAAAGAUGUCAGGAAAGAUGUCAAAAACCUCAAAACCAACUCUCAAGUCCAGAUCUCGACCAGUGACGAUAAAAAGGUUGAAAAUGUGAAUAGAGAUGUCAGGAAAGAUGUCAAAAACCUCAAAACCAACUCUCAAGUCCAGAUCUCGACAAGUGACGAUAAAAAGGUUGAAGAUACAAAAACAGAUGCCAUGAAAGAUCUCAAAAAUCUAAAAACUAAAGAUUCCCAUAAGUCUGAGGACAAGAAGAAGAAGAAGGAUAAUUCUGCAUCCCAAGGACCCGAAAAGGUUUCUGACCAGCCUACCAAAACAGAAAAGGUAACCCAAGAAACAAUUGUCAAAGCAGCCAAAUCACCCUUGGAAGACAAAAAUAAAUAUGACAACUAUGUAUCACAAGCACCUGAGAAGGUUCCGAGUCAGUCAAUUAAAGUAGAAAAGGUAACCUCAGAAACUAAUGUCAAAAUAGUCAAAAAGAAGGCCAAAGGGAAAGAAAAGCAAGUAGAAGUAAAAGACAUGAAACAGCCAGAUGAAACUAAGAAGGAAAUAAUUUCACAGGUGAAGGAUGUAAAGGUGGAAGUGAGUGAGGUCACUAAGGUAAAGGUUUCUGGUGAGCAAACGCAUCAUGAGACUGAGGACAAAGUCAAGGUCAAGGAGGACAUUCAGAAAGCUCUUGCUGUUAAUGAUAACCAACCAGCAACUCCAACUCCCGCAAGAAAGAAGAAGAAGAAGAAGAAGAGGUCAAAAGCCAAAGAUGUGGCUACCUCUGCAGAAUCAACUAAAUCUGUUUCUGAAAGUUCCACUCAAAGUCAGGAGAUCACUGUAGUGCAGACGCACAACGCCCAUCAAGAGGAGCACAUUCAGGUACACAAGGAAGUGAUUAUCACUGAAAGCAAAGUUGAAAGCAAAGUUCAUCAAAGUAUCCAGGAACAAGGAACAGUGAAAGUCGAAAAACAAGUCAAGGCAUCGCAAAAGAAGAAAGAGGUGACCGCAAACCAGCAGAUUCAAGAGAAACCAAAGGAGGAAUACAGAAAUGUUCCAGUGAAAGUGGAAAGUGGAAAAAUGACAAGCCAGUCAGCCCAAAAGGAACCUGCGAAGCCCUCAACAGGGCGCACUGAGGAUUCUCAAAGACGAGAACAUGUCCAGAAGUUAAUCUCACAUAUAACAGAGUUAGAGGGAGCUACAGGACAAAUGGAUUCUAAAUCUGUGAAGACAUUGCUCAGUACUAUUCCAGAGUGGCUCAUUGGUCCUGAAGAAACAGUUUAUUUGGAGGGAACUGCAGUUGAACAUAAUAUACAAAAGCUUACAGAAAUUGUUUCAAAUGUGAAAAAACUAGCAAAAGCAAAGCUAAUGUGUUUAGAGGGAACCCACACUACUCUGGAGAAGCAUAAGAGUAAACCUACUUCUGAAAAGAUCAUUGUUGGUGGUGCAACUCAAAAAAUACGUAAGAUAAGUGUUGGUUCUUCGAAAGUUGAAAGUCAAAAGAAAGUUGUGGAAAGUAAAAAGACAUCACAUGAAAGCAAAAAGCAAGAGUUGAGUGUAAAAUAUAUUGAUCGUAGCGCACCCUCACCCUUACUACGGAUGCGCUCACCCUCACCCACCUUUAUUACCAUUGAAUCUACCCAGAGAACGUACUCACCUUGGAGAAUAACCCCAUCACCUAUCCCAACGCUCAGACCAGCCACUCCCCCAACGCCUCCCCCUCGCAAAUUUGAACGUCCUACAUCACACAUCAAUAGGGCUACACCCUCUCCCACCUUUCCUAGAGCAGAGAACGUGGCGUGGAUAAAAGAUACUACAGCCCAGCUUUCUUGUGGAGUGAUGCCACCUCCAGUUCCUCUUCCUAUGCAAGUCACAGAAAAUAAAUCUGACAUUGUGGAAUCCCCCGCAUCAUUCUAUCGGCAGAUCAAAAUUGAGGAACAAACUGAGGAAACUUCUGAAAUGCUAGCCAAGACAAUUGUCACUGCCAAAAAACACAAAAAAGAAUUAUAUGAAGAGGCUCAAAAGGCUGCUGUGGAGAUCACAGGUGGAAAGUCAUUCCCUAAAAUGGAUAAAGAAGACAUGGACGCUUCAGAAAUCUCAGACUCAUCAAUGGUGACUACAUCAGUGAGAGACAAGAGGGAGUUUUUUGAAGAAGCACAAAAAGCUGCAGAAAAUAAGACUUAUGUGCGAAAGGAUCCCAUUGACAUACCAGAGCGCUUGGGCCCAGACAUGGAGGAGCCCAAAACAACAAACCAAGACAGUAAGGAUGAAACACAAAGCACAUCUGAGAAAAUCACAGAGAACAGCACUGAAGUAGUGGGAUCUACAGAGUCAACCGAUAAAGAAUUGAUGGAAGCUUCAGAAAUGUCAGAGUCGUCAAUAGUGACUACAUCCGUGAGAGAUAAGAGAGAGUUUUUUGAAGAGGCACAAAAAGCUGAAACAAAUAAGACCUAUUUACGAAAAGACCCUAUUGAUGUCCUAGAGCCCUUAGGUCCAACCAUUAUAGAGCCUGAAACAGAAAACCAAGAGAGGAAGCAAGAUGUACAAAACACAACUGAGAAAAUCCCAGAGAAAAUCUCUGAAGAAGUGGGAUUUAUGUGGGAUGACCGGUGGGAGUCAGCUGCCAUAGAGGCUAUGGAAACUUCUGAAUUGUCAGACUCAUCAGCAGUGACAUCAGUAAGAGACAAGAGAGAGUUUUUUGAAGAGACUCAUAAAGCUAAAGUAAAUAAGACUUAUGUGCGAAAGGAUCCCAUUGACAUCCCCGAGCGCUUGGGCCCAGAUAUGGAGGACCUCGAACCAGAAAACCAAGGGAAUGAGAAGGAGAACCUUCCAAAGGUGGACUUGUCUGGAUUAGUCAACAAAUUUGAAACACCAGAAGAGAAAGUUUAUGUCAGAAAGCCUAUCACAAUGAGAGAAAGACGUGGGAGUGAGACGGAAUACACAAAGUCUGACAUAGAAAAUACAGAAACUCAAGAGGAGGAAAUGCUUACUUUUGACAUCAAGGCUAUUAAAAAUGUUUUUGAAAUGAGUGAGCAAAGUCCAUCUUUCAAAGACAAGAAAAAUCAACCAGAUGAGCUGGAGUCAAACCUGAGUGAAAACACCACAGCCAGUUCAAAGCAGGAGAACACCCAGGAGACACAGAGGGGCUCCGGGCAGAUUUCGCCCCUGCCUUCCCAGAUAGAAGUGCAACAAAUGUCAGCAGACCCAACAGACUCUGAAACCAAGUUAGUCACAGAGCAUUUCCUGAACUUAGGUGAAUUAGGCAACAAGACUAUUGGAUCACUGAGCAGCACAACUGUUUCCCAGCACUCAAAGAGCGUAACAACCCACCGUCCCCCCUUCUCAUAUGCUGACGUGGUAAAAAAAAAAGUUUCUCAGGUGACGCCGUCUGAAACACCUGAUGAGGCUUCCACUGAAGAGAUGCUGAGGAAUUUCCACAAAACAUGGACGGAGAGUGAGAGUGUUUUCAAGAGUCUCGGCUACAGUGUCUCGGAGGAGAGAACAUCACAUGUUGUGUCACAUCAAACGAAGACUGUUGUUACUGACUCGAGUACCCAAGUCGGAGCUUUGCACUGUAUGUCGGAGGAGGGUCUAUCCGAUGGAGGCUCUAAUAGCGGACAGAAAAAAAUUCCAUAAAUCUUGUUUCUGCUGCGAGCACUGCAGAAAUAAAUUAAGCCUUGGCAACUAUGUCUCUCUCCAUGGACAUCUGUACUGUUUACCACACUACAAACAACUUUUCAAGUCCAAAGGGAACUACGAUAAU
Molecule: messenger RNA, 14633 nt
Organism: Salvelinus fontinalis (brook trout)
Lineage: Eukaryota; Metazoa; Chordata; Actinopteri; Salmoniformes; Salmonidae
Gene: xirp2b
Product: xin actin binding repeat containing 2b
Exons: 9
Coding region: 2753-14506 (3917 amino acids)
Biological process (GO): actin cytoskeleton organization; actin filament organization
Cellular component (GO): focal adhesion; stress fiber
Molecular function (GO): actin filament binding
Source: RefSeq, a predicted model, not a curated record